Molecule: messenger RNA, 4717 nt
Organism: Seminavis robusta
Lineage: Eukaryota; Bacillariophyta; Bacillariophyceae; Naviculales; Naviculaceae
Source: the annotation of a GenBank genome assembly
AUGGGCAAAUCAUCGAAAAAGGGCGGCGGCAAUAAUAAGGGAGCUGCUGCUGCUGCUGCUCCCAAGAAGUGUAUCUGUGAUCAUCCGUACAAUUGUGACUGUGGGAAUCGUCCGGAACGUCCUUCCAGAGGCCAUCGAUGGGAUCCGGAAACACAGCAAUGGGGCGGCAAAGGUCACAAACAAAAAGGUGCAUCGGGUCAAACGGCCUUGAUUUCGCAAGCCGCCAAAACGACCGAGUUAGGUAAGACCCAAAUUGAACAAUGGCAACGGUUGCCGUCGACACUCCUCAAGGAAUACUGUCAACGGGAAAAACGACGACCUCCCAAGUUCAAGAAUAUCAGUAAGAUCAACAACAGCACAAGUCUGUAUCGCGUCAUUUUACCCGAUGCCAAAGAUCCCAAUAAAGACCUCUUCUUUGUCCCCUCCAAGGGAGUCCCCAAUGCCGAACAAGCCAUGGAAGAAGCCUGUAUUCUGGCACUGCUGCAUCAAACACCCAAACUACCGCACGAACGCAAAUUGCCAGAACCUUACAGGACUACCUGGUUGCAUGCCAUUCAGAACAACAAGACAAAUAAUAAUGAAACGACGACCAAACCAACAACAUCUGACAACAAUCAGAAUAAGAAACCACCGUCAUCAUCUUCAGGCGGUGGAGCCCAAGCAUCGACGUCCUUGACGAGUGGCAAAAAAUUCAUUAGUAGUGCCGAUCAACGGCAACAUCAAGACGAACGCAAACGACAACGGGCCAAAAAGAUUCGACACUAUGAAGCCCUUCGCAUGGCCAAUCAAAAUCAUCCCGUCUUUCUCGCGGCACAUUUGCGCAAGGACAUUCAAACAUUGUUGCGAGGCGACACGGUUGUCAUUGUCGACGAUAAUAAUGACAAUGACAUGCCAGAAGAUGAAGAAGAGAAUGAAACUACGACACUGAUCAAUGAUGGACAUGCCUAUGUCCUCAAUCGGUUGCGGCAGGAAGGAUUCACCAAGCGACAAGUCAUGGCAGCAUUGCAGAAUGUUACUGCUGCCAAAAACAGUGAAGACGAAGAAAAGUGGGAUGCCUUGUACGAAGAAUGUCUCCAAUGGCUCUGUAUUCAUCUCGAUGAAGAUCAGUUGCCCGAAGGAUUUGAUCCACGGGGAGGAACACUCGAUGUCAUUGUCAGUACCAAACAAUCACAAUCACAACCAAACAACAACAAUACUAAUAAAACCACAGCAACAACACCAAUCAGUCCACAAGCAUCCCAGUUGGCAUCCCGAUACGGUAUUACACCCACCGAAGCAGAGCGAAUCGUACAACAAGCCGACAAUAAUCAGGCUCUAGAGGCAAUCUUGUACAAGACAUUUCAAACGGCGGCGGGAACGCCCUUGGUACCAUUAUCCGACGCUAGCACAACCCCCAAUGACCACGACAAUCGGCAAACACUCCAAGACGAAAUAGAAGCACUGGAAGCGAUUUAUCCCUCCGAAUUCACUUGUCGGCAAAACAAGGACGGAGAAACCAUUUUGACCAUUCAAAUGGACAAUGGCAGGACGCUUCAAGCGGUCGUACAAGAAGGAAUCUAUCCCAUGGCAUUUCCCACCCGCAUUUUGGUGGCGGGGUUGCCACCCUCCACAGGAGCGGCCGUACAUGUGCAACUCCUCACGUGGUUGUCAUCCACCAAUAUUGAAUUGGGAAAUCCCAUGAUGUUUGAAAUCUACGGACACGUCCAGGAACUCAUCGAAGACGCCGUGGCGGGAGAAUUACAGCCAGUCUCACUCUUGUCAGUACUGGGUGGUGGUGGUGAUGAUAAUGAUAUUGAUAAUAAUAACACCAAUGGAACUGGAACUGUCAAACCCAAACCGGAAACGAAACAGCAGAAACAACAACAACAAAAACCAUCGUCAUCACGGCCAAGGACUCGUCCAAAGGCACGGCCACGAGUACGGUCCACAUUUUGGUCCACGUCGCCUCAUAAAACGACACCUGCCACGGCGUUUCCCAACAUUGGCAGAGCCAUGGACCAGGCGCGAAAGUCCUUGCCGGCUUUCAAAGCACGAACCGACUUUUUGAACGCCAUGGCCCAAGCCGACAAGGGCGGUCGUGUCAUGCUGGUGACGGGUGAUACAGGAUGCGGCAAGACGACUCAAAUUCCACAAUUCAUUUUAGAAGAAGCACCACUGGAGUCCAAGAUUGUCGUGGCGCAGCCUCGACGACUCGCCGCUACCGGAGUGGCUGCUCGAGUUGCCAACGAACGUGGCGAAAAUCAGCCUGGUCAAGAGAGUGUGGGAUAUGUGGUGAGAGGCGACUCGGCUCUUUGUGCCAAGAGUCGACUCAUCUUUUGUACUACCGGGGUGCUACUGCGCCAGCUGCAAUGUGAAGGAGCCUUGGAAAAUAUCACCACUAUUGUAGUCGACGAGGUUCAUGAGCGUCAUCUCGAUUCGGAUGUCUUAUUGGGUUUUCUCAAGCUCAGAUUGCGGGACUAUCCAAAGUUGAGAGUCGUACUGAUGAGUGCCACGUUGGAUGCGGAUAAGUUCGCCUCGUAUUGGGGCCCAAAGACACCCCGAAUUCAUAUUCCUGGUCGAACUUUCCCGGUCACAGAUUAUCUGCUAGAGGAUGUGCUGAGUGUAACUGGCUACAUUCCACCAAAGAACAAAAAGAAGAAAAAGUGGCAAGGAUUCCAACAACAACAACGGCCCAGGAAGGCUACCCCGUGGAAUGAUUCCGAAAAGUCAGACGACGAAAGCGACGACGAAGAGGUGGUGCCCUCCAAAACAUCCACCGGCAAUGGCCCCCAUCAUGGCAUCCCAAUUGAAGAUCUAGUCAAACGUGUCGAUGAAACUGACCUUGACUACGAUCUUUUGGGGCGCUUGAUUUGCCAUUUGGUGAGGACCAGAGGGCCUGAAGACGAUGGGUCAAUUUUGGCGUUUCUCUCUGGUGCUCCGGAAAUCAACAAUGCAAUGGAAGCGGUGAAGAGGAUAGGCCAAAACUUGCCCAUACUCGUUCUCCCUCUUCACGGAGGUCUCCAGCCAAAAGAUCAACGCCUCGUGUUUCAGCCCCCGCGAAAUGGAUUGACGAAGGUUAUCCUUUCCACGAAUGUGGCCGAAACUUCCAUCACAAUCCCAGACUGUACCAUUGUGAUCGAUUCCUGUCGCGAAAAACAAAGCUCUUACGACCCGACAAAUCGAAUGCCCUUGCUUUUGGAGCAAUUUGCAUCGAAGGCUAGUUUGAAGCAGCGAAGAGGAAGAGCUGGUCGUGUGCGUGAAGGAACGUGCUACAAACUGAUUUCCAGGAACACGUUUUCGAAGCUCAAGGAGCACGGGGAUCCCGAGAUUAAGCGUUGUGCGCUGGAUCAAACGAUGCUCUCGCUUCUCUUUUUGGGUUUUGGGGCUGGUUUCAUGGGUAAAUUGAUGGACCCUCCAUCCAAGCAAUCGGUUGAUUCGGCCUUGUUUAGUCUCAAAAAGCUUGGAGCAGUGUCUGCAGGCGACAAUCUCGCCGACAGUGUGCUCACACCUCUAGGAAUGCACUUGGCUGGUAUACCGGCACCACCAUCAGUGGGAAAACUAUUGGUGAUGGGGGCGAUUCUGGGAUGCCGCAAAGCUGCAUUAGCCAUGGCAGCGGGGAUGAGCCUCGGGAGAAGUCCCUUUCUCCGUGUUGACCCACCCCGGGUUAACCGUGGCGGCGAAGAGGACGAGAAAACGUCGGUCGAAAACAUCAAGAAACAAAUAGUUUUGGAUGAGCGCAAGGCUCUGUUCUCAAAAGUCGGAAACAGUGAUCACUGUCUACUUGCUGCUGUCUACCUGCAGUGGGACGACACUACGCCAGGUGGCGGCGGGCGCAAGUGGCUAUGCGACAAACUCGGGCUUGGCUUCAACAGCAUGAGAGAUAUGGUGCAACUUGUCAAUCAGUACGAUUCAAGUCUUCGAGCCGCCGGCUACACAGCUUCGAAAGAUGCCGACCGAAACAUGAGAAGUUGGACGAUCAUCAGAGCCUGUGCUGUUGCAGCUCUGGCUCCCAGCCAACUGGUUCGCAUUCAACGAUCCACCACAAAGUAUGUGGAAACCGUGGAAGGAGCUGUGGAGAAAGACGGAGAAGCAAAGGAGCUCAAGUUCUUCAUUCGAGGUAGUAUCGAGGAGCAGCAGGAACAAGCUCUUGCCGCAUCAAAGAAGUUGGAUGAACGUGUCUUCAUCCAUCCAAGUUCCUUCAAUUUCAAGGUUGGCAAUUACUACUGUCCAUGGGUGGUUUAUCACACAAUGAUUCGUACAUCCAAACCUUUCUUGCGCGAUGUCUCAGAAUGCAGUGCAUACUCGCUCCUCUUGUUUGCUGGUGACCUUGAGGUGCAAGCAAACGAAGGCAUCGUUGUCAUCGAUGGCUGGGUCAAACUUGAUGCAAAGGCGAGAAUUGGAUCCUUGGUCGGCGGCCUGAGGCAGCGCCUUGACAGCCUUUUGGCAAAGAAGAUUGACGACCCGUCGUUUGAGUUAGCAGGAUCGAAUGAAAUGAAACUCAUCGUGAAGCUUCUCGUGUCAGACGGCCACGGUUAGCUUGUGUGAUGACAGUUAGAGUUUGUCUUUCGGUUGCUUCCUCCAACACACAGAUGUUUCAAUGAUCCUGAGGGAGCGGGAUGGCCAGGGAACUAAAUGCCGCCCUAGUGGCACUUACCCCACUAACUGGUCCCCUCCUUCUCUCUUAGCCUUGACCCCCUUCAGAAUAAUCCAAUACUCUAGGCCCAUUUAUUAACAAUUC